CUCUAUGGCUAUUGCUCAUUCCAUCCCAAACUAAAAGAGGGGAAACAGAAACUAUAUCCUAACUAUAUCCGAAAGUACUCGCUUUCUGUUUGUACUGUCCACUAUGUUACAGUAAAUGUUUAACACCACCAGUUUGGGCGCUGUAGUGCUGCUUUUGUGUCAUCACUGUGUUCAGUGAUCUAAGUCUAAAGAAGAAAUCCCGAUUAUCGACUGUUACUGUGCUAGAGAGAAAUGUUCUGUCUCUGUUGUUUGAUGUCUUGAUACCUCCUUUGGACUUUAUAACAAGAUCUUCGGAACCACCUUUUUUACUGUGGCUACCAUGACAACAGAGGCAAGUGCAGUGAGCGAGGCAGACACUGAGGGCAAGCAGAAGGCCAGCAGUGCCGAACCCGAACCAGAGAACAAGCAGAAGCCAGUGGUAGCAGUGUCCGAGCCGGAGGAGAAGCAGUCGAGCAAGAAGGCCCAGGAGCGUGCCUCUGAGCCUGGGCCUGCUGAAGUAGCUACCUCCCCUGAGGAGGAGCAGCUGAAGCCUCGUACCCGGACCUCUGCUGGCAAAGGCCUGUCUCGCCUCUUCUCCUCUUUCCUCAAACGUCGCUCGCAGUGCUCCGAGGGAGAGGGGUUUGAGGCAGAGAAAGCCGGGGAGGAAAAGGCAGACAAAGAGGAAAAAGCUGACAAGGCAGAAAAGGAGAAGGAGGAAGACGUGAUAAGUGAAGAGAAGAAGGCUAAGGUAGAAGAGGUCAAAUCUGAGGUAAAAGAAGUGAAAAAGAAAGAAGAGAAAGUAGAACAAAAAGAGGAGAAAAAGAAAGAGGAAGAAAAAGUUGAGAAGAAGGGCAGUAAAAAGAAAAAGAAAGAAGCUAAGAAGAAAGCAGAGAAAAAGGAUGAGGAGAAAGUGAAACAGGACGAGGAGAAAAAGGAAGAGGAAAAGGUGAAAAAGGAAGAGGAGCAAAAGGAGGAGGAGAAACCACAGCAGACUGUAGAAAAGGGGGAGGAAAAAUUGGAGACAAAAGAAGAAGAAAAGAAGGAGACUGCUGAAGCUAAAGACAAGGGGGCAGAAGCCGGAAAGAAAGAGAGUAAAGAGGAGGAAAACGUUGACAAGAGGGUUGCAAAGAAAAAAGAAAAGGAGGAAAAGGUAAAGAAGAAGGAGGAGGAAAAAGCAAAGAGGAAAGCAGAGGAAGAAGAAAGGGUAAAGAAGAGAGAAGAAGAGAAAGCAAAGAAGAAAGAAGAAGAAAAGGCACGAGAGGCCGAAAAGGCAAAGAAGAAAGAAGAGGAAAAAGCCAAAAAGAAGGAAGAGGAGAAGACGAAACCGAAAGAAGAGGAGAAGGGGAAAGAAGAGGUAAAGAAGAAAGAGAAGGAAAAGGAGGAAGAAAAGACAGAAGAAAAGCAAAACAAGGAAGAGGAAAAAGGGAAGAAAAAAGAGAAGGGGAAGCACAAAGGAAAGAAGGAGGAGAAGGAAGUGAAAGGGCCAAGUGAGGAGCAGGUGAAAGCACCGAUUGCUGCUCCAGAGCCUGAGCUUAAAACUGAGCCAGACACUGAACAGGCUCCUGAUCAGCAGUCGAUAAGCAGCGGAGAGACGCAGCCACCUCAAGAGGAAGACAAGGAAGAAGCUGCGAUAGAGAAGGAGCCUGAAGUAGUGGAAGAAGCGAAGGAGGACACCGAGAAGAAAGAGGAAGAACCAGCAGAACAGGAGAAAGAAGCCAAAGGAGAGGAGAAGGCAAAGGAGGAGGUGAAGAAGAAGCCUGAGAAAGAAAAGAAGACCGAGAAGAAGGCAGAAGAGGCUAAAGGCUCCAAACGUCAGAAAACUAUGCAAUGCAAAGUCACCUUACUGGACGACACUCUGUUUGAGUGUGAGCUUGAUAAACAUGCUAAAGCCCAAGAACUUUUAACAAAGGUGUGUGACCACGUCAACCUGCUGGAGAAAGAUUAUUUUGGCUUGGCUCACUGGGAAACACCAACCAACAAGACGUGGUUGGAAGCCACCAAAGAGAUCCGGAAACAGGUUUCAGGGGCUGUGUAUGAGUUUACAUUCAACGUGAAGUUCUACCCUCCUGAUCCAGCGCAGCUUACUGAAGACCUCACCAGGUACUUUCUGUGUGUCCAGCUGAGGAAGGACAUUAUGUCUGGUGUUCUUCCCUGUUCCUUUGUCACACUGUCCCUGCUGGGCUCCUACGCAGCCCAGUCAGAGCUUGGAGAGUAUGACCCAGAGCUGCAUGGAACAGACUAUGUUAAGGAUCUGAGCCUGGCCCCCGGACAGAGCAAGGAGCUGGAGGAAAAGGUGAUGGAGCUGCACCGCACAUACAGGUCAAUGAGUCCAGCCCAAGCAGACAUGUUGUUUCUGGAAAAUGCCAAGAAACUCGCCAUGUAUGGAGUUGACCUGCACCAAGCCAAGGAUCUUGAUGGGGUCGACAUUACACUGGGGGUUUGCUCUAGUGGUCUGAUGGUUUACAAGGACAAGCUGAGGAUCAACCGUUUUCCUUGGCCCAAAGUGCUUAAGAUCUCUUACAAACGCAGCAGCUUCUUUAUCAAAAUCAGGCCAUCAGAGCAAGAGCAGUAUGAAAGCACAAUUGGCUUUAAACUGCCGAACUACAAAGCCUCGAAGAAGCUGUGGAAAGUUUGUGUUGAACACCAUACCUUCUUCAGGGUUCCAACAGUAGAGCCCCCCUCAUCACGUCGCUUCCUCGUCUUGGGCUCGAAGUUCCGGUACAGCGGACGUACUCAGGCCCAGACCCGCCAGGCCAGCUCCAUGAUUGACCGCCCAGCCCCUCGCUUCACACGCUCUGCGAGCAAGAGGCUGUCCCGUAACCUAGAUGGAGCUGGAGAUGAAACUCUCCAGCUCCUGCAACAACUCUCAGCAUCAACCAGGUCUGAGUUUGAUGAUUGGUCGCUGAUGCUGGCAUCUGACAAACCCCAGCCUUCUCCUGAAUUCUCAGCCAGAGGGAAGUCUGAGCAGACUUUCAUUCAGUCCUGGGAGGAGGGGCAGUCUGUUCACACAGACGCAGUACCCUGGCAGGACACUGAGACUGGGUCGACUUGCUCUCAAACCAUCACCCAGACAGCCAGUCAGCCGUGGCAAAAGCUGGCAUCUGAUGAGCAGAGCAGAAAGGAAGAUGAGUGGUCCACCCUGCUCCAUCGUCAUCCUCCUUUUCCCUUUGUCCCAGCUUUUGAUUAUGUGAAACAGCCAGCUAAGCUCAGCUUGGCAAAAAUUAGCUCUAUGGACAGGCUAUUGCAACCAGCACCAACACAGCAAGAUGAUUGGUUCCUUUACUUUGACCGAGUCUUCAGCCUAUCCUCGCUUGAGUGUGUUGACAAGCCAUCCUCUCCUCUAGCUCAGUUCCAGCUCCAGGAGAAGGAUGAGCAGGGCAUGCAUGUGGCAGAGCAGGAACUGCCCAGAGAAAAGGUCAUUGAGAGGCUGCAGGAAACUGUGAUCUUGGUAGACAUGCUGAAAGAGGCGGAUUUUUUGGAAAAGAGGCUGAGGGAAGUGAAGGAUUUAGAGGAGAGGCUCCAAGAAGUGGGUGAAAUGGCAGAGAGACUUCAGGAAGUAAUAGAAGAGGAACUGGGUAAGGAAGAGCUAGAUAAGUUAAGAGAGGAAGAGGGAGAUUUGGAGCAGGAAGAACGAAUACAAGUUGAAGGUAUAAUAGAAACAGUGCUGAAGAAAUCUGUGAGGAGAAUAGAGGCAAAAGAGGAUGAAGUGGAUGAACUGGAAGAGCAGAUUAAGCAGGUGUUUUUAAAAGGCUUGUUGCCGGAAGAGGAAGAGGCCGAGGUGAUGCAGGAGAGCGAAAAAGAGGUGACAGACGAGAGUCUGCUAGAUGAUAGCUUGAGAGAGAAGCUUAGCCAGAUAGAAAAGGAAUGGCAAGACGAGGUGAAGGAGAAGAUGUCAGAUGUCACCAGUGCCAGUUCUGUAAUACCAUACCAGAAGGUUGAGCGUAGGACUAAGAAGAGAGUGACUAUUGCAGAAGAGAGAGGGCAGAAGCAAGAAGAAAUGGAAGAUGUGCAGGUACAAGCUGGUGUAAUGUCAGAGGAGAGGCUAGGUAAAGAGGGGACAUGGCGUAAGACAGAAAUACUGGAGAACAUAACCGGGAGAAAAGAGAGGCUUCGGGCUGAGGAUCCAUCUCAGGUGGCAAAUAAAGAUGUCUGGUUUACACUUUUUGACCGCCCUCCAUACAAAGCUGUUUCCAAACCACCAGAUUCAGUGGAAAGCUGGUUAAUGGAGAAGUUAACAGUUACCACUGUGGAACGUGCUCAGGUGGAUGAAGGCUUGUAUUUCACCUCCACAACUGAGAUUACAACAGUUGAGGAGAAAACAGAGAUUAUAGUAGAAGACAGAAAAAUAAGAGAAGAGGAAGUAUGGCGUGUACCAGAGAUCCCACCACCACAGACCAUCACAGAAAGAGAUGAUGACUGGUUUGUGUUGCUGGAUGUUAUUCCUCGCGAAAUGCCUUAUGUACCACCAGUUACGUUGAAAGGAAGAGACCCAGUGGAUGCAGAAACUUUGGUCACUGUGGUUGGAACUGCAGUCGAUGAGGAGAUUAGAGAAGUAGUAGCUGAAGAGAGAAAGAUAACAGAAGAGGCACCAAGACAUCUACAAGAAAUCCCACAACAGCCAGUGACAGAAAGAGAUGACUGGUUUGUGUUGCUGGAUGUUGUUUCCAGAGAAACAUCAUAUGUACCACCAGUUGCUGUUGCAGAGCGUGUAGAAGUGUCUCCAGAAGAAUGUGUCUCACCGGUUGAAGUAACAACUGUUGAGCAGAGAGAAAGAAGAGUGGAGGUUGUGGUAGAAGACACAGAAAUAAAAGAAGUGCUGAGUGAAAAGCAAGUAGUAGCACUGCCACAGGCUGUGAGAGAGAUAGAAGAUGACUGGUUUGUGCUGCUGGAUGUUCCCACUAGAAAACCAUUAUUUGUGCCACCAGUUACUGUGGCUGAGUGCGUUCAGGUUUAUCCUGAAGAAAGCAUUUCUACUGUUGCCCAAACAAUAACAGUAGAGUCCAGGAAGGAGGUUGUAUUUGAAGAGACUGUGGUGCAGAAGGAGGACAAGAAGCUUCCCAAGCAAAUUAUUCCAGAGCAGAAAAUAUCCCAGCCAGUCAGAGAAAUCAGAGAAAGAGAUGAUGACUGUUUUCUUCUGCUGGAUGUUGUUCCCAGAGAAACUGCCUAUGUGCCUCCAGUUGCUGUGGUUGAGCGUAUUGUGGAUGUGGCAGCCACUGAACCAAAACCAAAAUUCAUCCUGGAAGACGUGAGGCCACCUGUGAAGUCGGUGGAGAUUAAACCACCACAUCCAAGACAAGUGGAUGAUGACUGGUUUGUGCUGCUAGAUGUUGCAGAAAAAGCACAAGUGGCUGUGGACGAACGUAUCCAUGUGCAUCCUGAAGUGAGACCAGCUAAAGAGUUUGCUGCCAUAGAGCAGAGAGCACAGCAGAGAAUUACUAUAGUGGAGGAGAUGUGGCAGCAGGAGAAGGCGGUACAGCAGAAACCGCGUCCAGCAGUGAGAGAGGUGGAAGAUGAUUGGUUUAUUCUUCUGGAUGUGGCCACUAAGAAAUCAGUCACUGUCCCUGAGCGCAUCCAGUUCCCAGCAGAGGUGAGAGCUCCAACUGCUGUGGCCAAAACAAGGAUUGCUAUUUCCGAGAGGAGACCACAGUUUGAGAAACGGAUCCAGGAGGAAAGAAGUCUGCUCACAGAUAUACAUGUCAAUGAUGAUUGGUUUGUUCUACUAGAUGUUGGCCUCAAAGAGUCAGUGGUGAGCACACAGAGGGGCACUCGUCCUGUCAGUGCUCCGGUCUUCUCCCAGGCUGCUCUGGCAGAGGCAGGGAUCCCCAUGGCCCCUUUCGAUCAGCCCCAGACCUCCACUCCGAUCAAGACCGGCCGCAAAGAGGAAAAAAAGCUGGAGGUCACUGUAGAAGCUGUGGAGCCCUCAAAAAUCGAGGCUGUGGCUGAGGUCAAGCCAGCAGUGUGGAGGGACCAGAGAGAAGUAGACUCUUCACUGAUAUCCACCGUCAAUGGGGACAUUCAGCACGAGUCUGAGGUGAUGAGCACGGAGGUGGUGCGAAUGCGAAAGAAAAGAGCUAAGAAAAUUGAGGGUGACUCAAUUUAUAUCAGACAUAGCCUUUUAAUGUUGGAGGAGUACAAUAAGCCUCAGGAGGACUUGCUCAAGCAUCAUGCCAGUAUCAGUGAGCUGAAGAGGAACUUCAUGGAAUCCGUCCCAGAGCAGAGGCCCAGUGAGUGGGACAAGCGCCUGUCCACACACUCUCCGUUCCGCACCCUGGGUAUCAAUGGUCAGCCUCUGCCUAGUGCAGAUGGGAGUGUGUGCAUUAGUCUCCUUUGCAAUGGUUCAGAGACAAAGGCUGCACAUGAGGAAACCAGCAGCAAUUUGGGAUUUUCAGGCAUACCAAGUCCCACUGUGAGCCACAGGAGUGAGCCUGAUAGUGUCGAAGCCCACGGUGCUCCAGUUGAGGAAGAGUCAUGUGAUGAGGAGGAGGUUGUAGUUUUUGAGACCCCCUUGGUGCCAAUCGUAGAGGUGGAGAUGGCGCAGCUGCCUCCCUCCCUCGACCCCUGCUGUAAAGCUUUAGAUGAGACCCUGGAGGAAGAAGGAUUGUAUCCUGAAGUGUCGGAGUGCUCUGGGAGGAUAGUUGGAUCUUCCCCAGCUUCCUACUUCAGGAGCGAUGGUCCACAGGUCAUACGCUGCUUCCAGCCCCCUCUGGUGCAGACCCAGACAGUCACCAUCACAGCUGUCUCCAACUCCAUACCAAGUGGCAUCUCCACCACAGAGGUCCCUGUCGUCCCGACCAAGACCUUCAUCUAUGAGUCUUCAAAGGUGACAGAUGAUGGGACAGAUGACAAAGAUAGCUCAACUGUGUCCAGCUCCAAGACCGUUACCUCAGAGGCCACCAGUGGCACCACAGUAACCACCACUACCACUCACAUCUCAAAGGUAGUGAAAGGCGGAUCUUCGGAGACUCGUGUGGAGAAGAGAAUCGUCAUAACUGCAGACUCUGACAUUGACCAAGAUAAGGAGAAAGUUGGUGGAGCAUCAGCAUUGUAACUGAAUCACCAGCUGCAUUUACUCCUUUGACUCUCCACCUCCGACAUCCCUUCGACAGAUUGCAGCACUCAACACACAGUGACCAGCUCUCUCUGCGCACACAUAUCCAAAAAGAAAUAUCUGCACCUAAAAUUAUGGAUAACAGAGUAGAAAAAUCUUAUUAGAUCCUCUUUGUUUUAUUUUCUUUUUUUUUUCCAGUUGUGCUGUUCAUUGUAGGUAGAGGAGGGCUGCACAGUGCUCCCGUUUGCUUAUCUCAUCCAGGUGUUAAAAAAAGCUUGGUGACUACACUUUCAUGGGUUAAAAAAACAGCAUUUUCAGUUGAGUGAUCUCAGUUAUGUUUGCUUUUAAAUGCUUUUAUUUUCCUCGUGGUUUUUACAUUGUUGAUUUUAUAUAAAUGCACUGUUUCCAUUCUAGUUUAGACACCAUUAUCAGCAUUUAUUCCCCUUGGUGCUGCUAGGGGAACGUUAAGACUACAUUCAAGGGAACGUUUUUUGUUGUUGUUUACUUGUCUAUUUAAUUCAGGAGCGACAUUUUAAAAAAAAAUGAAAUGACAUACCUCGCAUCAAUAAGUGAACAAAGAUGUUCUGUGCUCAAAUUUGGAUAGUUGUUUGGCUUUGUUCACUGCUCAGGUACAAAAACAAAAACAUCAAAUAUUUUCUUCCCUAACCAGCCAAGAACCAGUAGCCUACACAUUAUUGUAAAGUUUGGAUUAAAAAUUGAUCUAUUUUGAAAUAUUUGUCUAUUUUAUAGAAUUAAUGCUUUUAUAGUAUUUGUACAAAUUUAAGGUUUUUAAGUUAUUCAUAUCCAUCUGCUCAUUAAAUGGUAGGUUACCAUUGUGCUGUUGACUGAAUUUUGAGGUUUCUAUUUAAGACCUGCUUACCUAUCUUGCCUGAUACCCUGAAUCAUUCUUAUUCGUUUCCUCUUGUAGUCCACCAAGUUUAUCAAACCUUUCACAAUUUACAUAUGACAAUGGAGUGUUUUCCUCAGCCCUGUUUUGUUCAGUAGCAUAGAAGACAUAAUUGCUUUGACUAUAUUUGGUUGAUAAGAAAAGUUAUACAAGCUUUGGUCUGUUUAUCUCAGGUUUUGAUAUUCUUUGUAAGACUGCAGACCUCCAUAUGAUUGUAUGAGGAAUGUCCAUAUAUGUAUAUCCAUCCCUUCUUUAAAUGUACAUUUAUGUUCAGCCAAGUGAGGUCAAUAAAUACAAAGCUUGUCUGUCACAGUAACCACACAUGUAAAAGGUGAAGGCAGCUGUCCCAAUAUAUGUGGCUUUUCUCUCAUAGGAGCACAAGUUGUCUUUUUUUUUUGCAUGUUCUACUAUACAGUAAUUUAUUUGUAAAGUAGGAACUCUCAUGUGAUUUGAUGUACUGUGAUGUUUCAGCACAAGCUGUUUUCCAGGCUUCCAUUAGAGAUGUCACAAUGUUAAAUAUUGCAUUCAUAAUCAACCAAGUUUGUAAAGCCUUUUUACCAAGUAGUCUAAGUAGAUUGCUCUCUCACUUGCUGUGUCCUGUACUUUUCCUUAGAAGAGAACAUGUUUAAAAUAUAGACAAAUCCCUUUUAGAUAGCAUGUUUGUUAGCACUUUUUUAACCCAUAAAGAAGCCAUUGGUAUUGUAGCUACACAGGAAACAGAAACCUCUCCUAGAAUAAAAUGUAGAAUUUCACUUGAAGAAAAUAGUUUUUAGACAAUGGAAAAUAUUGUUGCUUUGUGACUUAUCCCUGUCUUUUUAAGAAAAAAUAAAAUAUGCAUUAUUUUGCA
This is a messenger RNA of Siniperca chuatsi (mandarin fish), 8781 nucleotides long. RefSeq lists its product as uncharacterized. The record is from RefSeq and is a predicted model, not a curated record. Gene Ontology annotation, cellular component: plasma membrane; cytoskeleton. The transcript is spliced from 32 exons. Lineage: Eukaryota; Metazoa; Chordata; Actinopteri; Centrarchiformes; Sinipercidae. The coding region runs from base 320 to 7027 and encodes 2235 amino acids. Gene Ontology annotation, biological process: cortical actin cytoskeleton organization. Gene Ontology annotation, molecular function: structural molecule activity; actin binding.